Molecule: messenger RNA, 876 nt
Organism: Carica papaya (papaya)
Lineage: Eukaryota; Viridiplantae; Streptophyta; Magnoliopsida; Brassicales; Caricaceae
Source: RefSeq, a predicted model, not a curated record
AUUUUGAAAUUUGGUCAACUAACGCCAACUCUUGAAAAUUAAUUUGUCUGCUUCUUUUUCCACGUACGACCCAGCUCGCCUCACAUGGCGCCGAAAGAUAACCAUCACCAGCAACACGACACCAGAGCUAUUUCCUGGAAGCCAAACAACACCUAAUUUUCUCUCUAUAUAAAUUAACCUGCGCUUCAAAUCUUCUUUUCUCCAUUUUUCAUUCAACAGAGGAAUCACUAGAUUACAAGCAAGAGAAACCACAAUGGGGAACUGUUUAAGACCACAGAAUAGUCCGUCAUCGUCUUCUUCUUCUCCGAAUUCACGGGAUGAAUGGGAGUGCGUUGUGGAUUCGACCCGUGAUAGGAAAUUCAAGACCCUCAGAUCAUCAUUAAUCACGGACGACGACGACGACGACGAGGUUAAUACUGGGUUCGGAUUCAUGAGUAUUGAUACAGAGAAGGAGAAGCUACUGGCUUCUUCUUCUUCUUCGUCCUCGAGGGAGGUGAAGAUAAAAAUCACGAAGAAGGAGUUAGAGGAGUUGGUGAGCAGAUUGAACAAGCAGGGUACGACUGGGUUGUCUCUGCAACAGAUUCUGCUCGCUCGGUUGAUGAUCAAUGGUGAUAAUCGCGAUGAUCAUCCUUACAACCACCUCCACCACCAUCGGCCGUGGAGGCCGGCCCUGCAGAGUAUCCCUGAGGUGAACUGAUAGACCGUCUUGUAUAUAUACAUGUAUGUAUGUAUGUAUGUAUGUAUAUGUGUAACUGUAUGCAUGAGCGUAUGUUUGUGUGUGCAUAUUCGUUCUUUUUUCCCUUGUGAAUUAGACGAGAGGAGAGGUGUUCAUACACAGAGAUAUACAUGUUUCGUUUGUUUAUAUUCUUUUGACCA